Pelodiscus sinensis (Chinese soft-shelled turtle) is the source of this 2961-nucleotide messenger RNA. NCBI's taxonomy places the organism in Eukaryota, Metazoa, Chordata, Testudines, Trionychidae. The record is from RefSeq and is a predicted model, not a curated record.
UUUCUCUCUCCUUGGCACAGGUUGGCGGGGAGCUCUACACCCUCCCGCUGGCUACAGACGAUGGGAAACUUCGGCUCAACCAGGAGGGGAACAACAUCAUUCUCCAGUCUGCUGCUGGCCUGGGAGUCUUUUUUGACUCUGCCACCUACCUCCGAGUGUCCAUUCCCAGCACCUACAGGGGACACCUGUGUGGUCUGGCUGGCAAUUUCAAUGGUGACAAGAAUGAUGACUUCCUGCUGCCCAAUGGAACGAGCACACAAAGUCUGAGCGAAUUUAUCGCUGCCUGGAAGGUGCCCGUUGAGGGUGCCACGUGCUCUGAUGGCUGCGGUGACAGGUGCCCCGUGUGUGAUGCAGCCCAGACAGCGCCGUACCAGGCGGAGAGCUCCUGUGGGUUGAUCAAAGCCACCUCAGGUCCCUUCAGAGACUGCCACUCAACGAUCAGCCCUGCCAGGUACUUCAGCAACUGUCUUCAUGACAUGUGCACCGCCAACGGGAUGGGAGAGACCCUCUGCCAGAGCCUGCAGGCCUACGCGGCCGCCUGCCAAGCUGCCGGAGCCAGGAUCAGAGCCUGGAGAACGGCCUCCUUCUGCCCCCUGGCCUGCCCAGCCAACAGCCACUACGAGCUGUGCACCAGGUCCUGCGAUUUCACCUGUGCUGGCUUGUCUGCCCCUGCCCAGUGCACUGGGAAGUGCUUUGAGGGCUGCCAGUGUGAUGCCGGCUCCAUGUUCGAUGGGGAGGAGUGCGUGUCCAUGGACGGGUGUGGCUGCAUGUACAGUGGACGCUACAUCAAGUCCCGGGAGAGUGUCAUUUCCAGUGACUGCUCAGAGAAAUGCACUUGCCACCCAUCAGGGGGGCUUAUCUGUGAGAAAACCAGCUGCCUCGCGGAUGAGAUCUGUGUCCUCAGGGAUGGGAUGCAUGGCUGCGUGAAGCAGGAAGGCCGGUGCAUAAUCUCUCCAGGUGCCUACUUCACGACCUUUGAUGGCGCCAAAGGGAAACUCCUCUACAGUGGGAUGUACAAAGUGGCCUCUCUCUGUGACGAGAGCUCCCCUUCCUGGUUCAAGGUGGUGGUAGACAUCAGCGAAUGCACCAGUGAUGGAAUACCAGCUGGUGCAGGCAUCUUUGUUUUUUUCCGAGAAGCUAUCAUCACUGUGAACAACAACAUGGGAACCUGGGUGAACGGGCGCUCGGUGCGACUCCCGGCAAAGGUCUCUGACGCGGUGUCUGUGAGCGAGUCUCAGGGUGGUGUGGCUGUGGUCCAGGCCCCGGGGGUGCAGGUGCUGUUCAGCCCCGGCGGGCAGGUGACAGUGCGGGUCGGCGAGAGCCUGGCUAACAAGCUGUGCGCAUCCUGCGGGAACUUCAACGACGACGUCUCUGACGACCUGCGGCUGCCCAGCGGGCGAGUCGUGGGGAGCAUCGCGGAGGUUGUUGAUGUCUGGAAGGCCAGAGACUUUUUAGGAUGUGACUGACACACAAAGGCAAGAUACUUCUCUGGCUGCCGCGCUUCUAACUUUGUGCGAGGCAACCUGGAAGCUGCAUUGGUCCCUGCACGUUAGAUGGCACCAGGAAUUCCCACCACAGAGAAUGCUGGAGGCAGCUGGGACUCACCAUUGCAGGCCAUAGGUGUGGCUGAAUCCUGGACUGAUGUGUGCAGAGCUGUGUGAGGGAAUCAGGCACGCCACUUGCCAGCUCUGGGUAGCUCAGUCUGGACACACGUGUGCAGCGUUUCUAGCUACCUAUUGUCAGGGUUGAAUUGUCAAAAGCAUCCAAGGGAACCUGGCCAAAGCCGCGGAAUUGAAAACAACAAAAUAUUCCACACAUUUGUGUCAGUUUUUGCCAAAUUGCUCAUAAAAAAAACGGAGCACAAAACCAAAGGGCUUUGUCUUCAGGUUUUUAAAGCAAAUUGUUUCCAUUUUAAUUUCAAAAUCUCCUUUUAUUUUAUUUUUUAAAAAUCCCCAAACAUUUAUAAAUGGUCAAAAUGCAAGUGAAAUUAUUCAUUUCAAGGCCCAGCCAUUUUUGUUCAACUUUUCAAUGAGCCAAAAAAUGAAACAAACAAAAAGCCAUUGCAGUCCAGCCAGAAGAGGUUUCCCCCCCGACUUUUCAGAAUUGUAAAUGAACCACAAACAUCCAUUCUUUGCCCAUCUCUGCUAGACUCGUAGACUUGGAGGCCAUCUAGUCUGACCUCCUGCACAUCUUAGGCACAGAAUCUCUCCCAGCCACUCCUGUACCAGACCCCUCACCUCUGGCUGAGCCACUGACGUCCUGAAAUCAUGAUGUAAAGACUUCCAGUUACAAAGAAUCCACCAUUUGCUUCAUUUAAUCCAAACCAGCGCAUGACCCUGCCUGGCACUGCAGAAGAAGGCAAACAAACCACAAAGCAACUAGGGUCUCUGCCAAUCUGACCAAAGGAUAAAUUCCUUUCUGACAGAGUGGACAGAGGAUGGGUCAAGGCUGCUCCUGAUGCUUGAACCUUUCUGGCUGUAGCAGCGGAGCUCUGGAGCUGGCCCAUGACAAAGAGGUCCCGGGCCGAUCCAAGGCAAGUGGGCUGUAACAGCUCAAUUCCCCAACCUAGCACUUUGGGUAUAGAUUUGUGGGCCAGCUAGCAGAAGAAAUUUUCUAAGAAGCUGUCUCUGUAACUCCCAGAGACAAACUUGUCCGCUUUCAGUUUCCCUGAGACCAAAAAGAAAGACGGGUUGGUUGCUGCCACCACCAAGUGUAAAUAAAAAUAUAAAAUAAGCCCUUUUCCAGGGAAGAGAUUACUUGGAAUUCCCUCCCUGAAGCAAUCUCUCCCCCUACCCCAGCCUCUGUUUUGCUUGGAGCUGGAAAAACAGAGGUUAAUCCAUGGAGAACAAUGUGACUCUGCUUCUCCCGGGAAACCUAGUCACGUAGGCUUAAAGACACACACAAAAUAUCAAUACCGGUUAACUGAAACAAAAAGAAAACACUUCUAUUAUUAAAACAAGA